This is a messenger RNA of Amphimedon queenslandica, 1753 nucleotides long. Its product is annotated as WD repeat-containing protein 41-like. Gene Ontology annotation, cellular component: lysosomal membrane. Gene Ontology annotation, biological process: regulation of autophagy. Gene Ontology annotation, molecular function: protein binding. The transcript has 15 exons. The record is from RefSeq and is a predicted model, not a curated record. The coding region runs from base 41 to 1600 and encodes 519 amino acids. NCBI's taxonomy places the organism in Eukaryota, Metazoa, Porifera, Demospongiae, Haplosclerida, Niphatidae.
AAAUGGUUGGGGGAGUGGCUGAGAAGCUAGCUUUGCAAAGAUGGCCUCUCUCUUUAGAGCUAUAUUCAGCCCCAGACCAAGCCCUGUCUCUAAUAAGCAGGCUAAAGACGAUGUCUACCAGACUAUUGCUAAUUCUCAACCUCAUAAUGUUUAUGAGGAGGUUCUCUUUCUUAAAGGGCACAGUGGCCCAGUCAACCACUUGAAGAAAAUCAAUAAAACACAUUUUGUGACCGGAGCUGAUGACAAUCUUGUUGUUGUGUGGGAGUCUAAGUACGGCUCAAUGACAGAACUCUAUCACAGUUACCACACAUCACCAAUCACUUGUAUCCUUCCCCUCUCAAUCAGUAGUGACUAUAGUACUGAGUCUGAGACUGAUAUCAGCGAUCAUACCAUCGCGACUGCGUCAUCUACUGAACUGGUCAUCUGGGAAUUGAAGGACAUUGAGCCCGGGGUUAAUCCUAAAAUCAGUACCGAUCACAAGGGCGUGAUCAACUGCUUAUGUCUCCUACGUCAAGACAUGCUUUGCUCAGGAGGUCAGGACAUUUGUCUCUGGGACAUACCUUCUGGCAAACUACUCUCAAAAUAUGAUCGCUCACAAAUCCCAGAUGAAAACAUAAGCGAGAUUCAUUCAAUCUUGGAAAUAGAGGGAAGGAAUUUCGGUAUAGUAGCUGUAUCAAAGAACCCCAAACCUGAGUUUUAUGAAAUAAAGAAAUCAACGGUGACACAGACCGUCCAAUAUCACCUGCAAUUCAACGAUCACCUCCUCUCGUUUCACAACGGACCAGUCUCAUACCUCACUUCAGUGUCAAAUACUUUAUUUGCUACUGGGUCUGAGGACGGCAGUGUCAUUGUCUGGUCCAUUAAUUCGCUGAACGCAAUUAAGAGAUUUGAGGGAAUGAAAGACGAUUUUUCCGAUAGCUCAAACUCUCUGAGUCAGUCUACAUCAUCCUCUAUCAUGAGUUCUACUAUAAUCAACUUUGAUCCUUCAAGCAGGGUCAAUUUUAUACUAGUGCUAUGUCAGCGCUAUUUGUUUGUUGCCAUUGGAAGAGGAUUCAAAGUGUUUGAUGUCUACUCUAGUGACGUGUCAGUAACGCCCCAUGAAUUGCAGAGUACCCAUAAACCAUUAGUAGUACACACAGAAGCUCACAAAGACGCCAUCAAUCACAUGGAGUUUAUCAUUGAAGAAUCAAUGUUGAUAACAGCUUCUGCUGAUCAGUCAGUCAGGCUAUGGAAGCCUGACCCAUCACUCGCUCCGUUUCAAAAAAAGCCUCCGGUACAAAAGAAAGAGGAUAUGGAUAAGUUCAAUGUUGAAGUGUUCUGUGGUAUACAUACUAAUUCAACAAACCAGAGACAGUCUUUAAGAAAGAGAAGAUCAUUACCAUCACAAACCACCCCAAUAGUACCAACACUGGUUGGUGAACUAAUGCUACACUCUGAUACUGUACAGUCAGUAUUAUUCAUGAGCAGUGAGGAUGGAUUGGUAACGUGUGGCAGUGACAAUAUGGUGCUGCUUUGGAAAAAUCUAGACAGUGAGGAUGAGAAGAGAGAGUCAGAGCUUAGGAAAUACUUGAAAGAGACGUACUAUGAUGCUGUCCCUUGACAAAACAAUAAUAAUAGUUCUAUAUGUAUAUUGUGAAAUUGUGUGAAUGUCCGAUCUAUGUUUACAAUCACUAUAUUGAUGCAAUAAGUGUAUUUUUGUUGAUGUUGUUGUAUUAAAUUCAUUUUAUUAAACUUUUUGGAAUCUUUGCAUAAU